AUGCAUCGCAAUCUCUUCUUCGGCUUCACUGCCUUCAUAAUUGGAAAUGCUGUAGCAGCUCCAAGAAGUUCAGAUGAGCAGGUUGGUGCCCACAUAGUCAUAGGCCGAGACUCCCGACCGGACCUACAAUCCGGCGAAUGGGUCCGUCCAAUCACCGCCCGGAGCCGAUCCGGAUUUCACUUCAACGGCACCUCCAACGGAACGGUAUCUGUUGGGACGGCUACUGCAGGGACCGCCAGCAACACCUACUACACGCCACCGUACAACACUUCAUCUACCGCAUCGUCAUCAUUCCACGCUUCGGCAUGCCCGCAGAGUGUCACCACAUCCUUCACGACGGUAGACGUGACUUUCUACAUUACGGCGACGACUUCGUAUGGCGCCAACUUGACCUCGUCGAGAGGCACUGGCACGGCCUACUUGCCAUCGUCUUCAUCUUUGCUCCCAGUCAACUCUACCAGUUCGACGGCAGUAUGGAAUACUACCUCUUCGACUUCAAUGCUCCUCUCAACCGGCUACACAUUACCCGUCAACUCAACAGCUGUUUCCUCUGUGGCACCUUCGGAGUCUCCCUGCCCUGACGACACUGCUAGCACUCAACAGCUGUAUCCCAAUAUCACGUCGACUUACUCUACCUCUUCCUUGACAACGGGAGGUUCGGAUGGAAACCCGUCCUCCUUACCCGUCUGGAACAACACCACAUCUGCGACCCCCUCCCAGAUAACCGAGCCUUGUGACGAUGAUAUGAGCUCGACCUCCGCCAACUCGACGUCAACAGCUUUCAGCAGCCAGUUGAACUCGACAGUGCCCUUGUCCACCAAGACUACAUCGAGCGCGGCCGAGGAGACGCCUUGCGAUGAUGAAACCAGCACCGGAAGCGCCGCUCCCACUUUCACUUCUCGCAUGCCCCUCGCCAACUCAACUACGACAUACAAGCUCUCUACAACGACUCAGAAUGGAAUCUACAGCCAGUCAGUCUCCACUGUCUUGUCCUCUCUCACCUCCACCGAGACCAGCGCUACGACGGAGCCUUGCGAUGACGAAGACACCGCUUCCGCAACACCCACUGCCAGCGCCUCGACGUAUAGCUCUAUCGUCUCAAACUUGACAGCCUCGGCAGUUCUGACAUCUUCCUGGACAACGCAUUCGCCGGAGGUGACACCGUUCCUACCCGACACCAGCAGCGUCGCAACUUCUACUACCCAGGCGACGACGGCGUUUUCCUCCGUCAUAACCACGGAAAGCUGCGUCAUCGACACCUCCAUGGCACCCAUUACCACGGCCUCGCUGACCACGGUCCCGACCUCGACCACCAUCCCGACGAAGACGGUCUGCCAGAAUGACGCCCCGACGGGCAAGCCAAUGCCGGGAAACAACCACUGCGGCGUUCACGGCUUGCCGGUAGGCAACUACUUUUUGGCUCGUUUCGUCAACAACGCUCCUAAUGUGCCUGUGACCCUCGAGGGUUGCUACCAGUUCUGUGCCAGCGUCAUGAACACCACGGACGGCUGCAAGUCCUAUCGCUUCUAUCCCGAGAAGGGUCUCAACGUCCCGCGGUGCGACUUGUACGGCAGCACCGUCGCUUACGCGCUGGACUCCAUCGAUAACGACCACCCUGAUCUGUGGUUUGACCUCACUUGUGGCUCGCCCUCCAGCGAGAAGUGGGCGCAUCUUCCGGGUAUUGAACGUCUUCAUGAGCUCGGCUUGGCGAGGUAG
Colletotrichum orchidophilum is the source of this 1716-nucleotide messenger RNA. RefSeq lists its product as uncharacterized. NCBI's taxonomy places the organism in Eukaryota, Fungi, Ascomycota, Sordariomycetes, Glomerellales, Glomerellaceae. The record is from RefSeq and is a predicted model, not a curated record. Bases 1 to 1716 code for a protein of 571 amino acids. The transcript is spliced from 3 exons.